GAGUCGGAUAAGCUAUCUAACAGUAAUCGAACCACACGUGCUUCCAGUCCCCGCGUUAUAAGUAUCCAACCCCAACCGCACAUGGAAAACAAUUAUAUAGCAAAUAAUAUAUAACUGGGAGAAAGAGGGAGGGGCCUCUCGGUUCCACGGAUCGACCGAGAUCGAGAUGGAGGGGGAGUCGCCGUCGCCGCCGCCAGCGAGGAAGGACGGCAAGGAGCGGCCUUACCGGGGGGUCCGGAUGCGGAAGUGGGGCAAGUGGGUCGCCGAGAUCCGCGAACCCAACAAGCGCUCCCGGAUCUGGCUCGGCUCCUACUCCUCCCCCAUCGCCGCCGCCAAGGCCUACGACACCGCCGUCUUCUACCUCCGCGGCCGCUCCGCCCGCCUCAACUUCCCCGACGACAUCGCCGUCGACGCCCACGCCGACGCCGCCAUGUCCGCCGCCCUCAUCCGGAAGAAGGCCACCGAGGUCGGCGCCCGCGUCGACGCCCUCCACGCCACCGCGGCCGCCGCCGCCGCCUCCCCCACCGCCGGGGCCCGCUCUCCCGGCGCGGACCAUCGCCGCCGGCCGGCCUAUAAGAGGCCGGACCUCAAUCAGAAGCCCAGCCCUGAGAGCUCCGACGACGACUGCGAACUCUUUGGCUAGUCCGUUCCGAACCUCCUCCAAUCCAGGGCUCCGACGAUGGUUUUUCUAGAUGGGGGUUUGAAGACCAAGGGUUGGAUAGAGGAGAAGCUCAGCAAAAGGGAAGCGCAGAACCAUGGAUUGGGGGUCCGUCGUUGGGGUGUUGAUGAUGGGAUGGGAAGAUGAGGGGAAUUCUAUGUGUAUGUGUAAAUUAAAGAGGAUAUCAACAAGAACAAAUCAAAGAAGGUAAUGAUCAUAAUCUUCUUCUUUCCAUCUGGUACCUUCAGGCUGAAGGGAUGAUUUAAAAAAACAAAAAAAAAAGUACUUUUUGAUCA
Molecule: messenger RNA, 954 nt
Organism: Phoenix dactylifera (date palm)
Lineage: Eukaryota; Viridiplantae; Streptophyta; Magnoliopsida; Arecales; Arecaceae
Product: ethylene-responsive transcription factor ERF011-like
Biological process (GO): regulation of DNA-templated transcription
Molecular function (GO): DNA binding; DNA-binding transcription factor activity
Source: RefSeq, a predicted model, not a curated record